Ipomoea nil (Japanese morning glory) is the source of this 689-nucleotide messenger RNA. RefSeq names its product 21 kDa protein-like. NCBI's taxonomy places the organism in Eukaryota, Viridiplantae, Streptophyta, Magnoliopsida, Solanales, Convolvulaceae. The transcript is spliced from 2 exons. The record is from RefSeq and is a predicted model, not a curated record. Gene Ontology annotation, molecular function: enzyme inhibitor activity. The coding region runs from base 48 to 656 and encodes 202 amino acids. Gene Ontology annotation, biological process: negative regulation of catalytic activity.
AUUCCAUUCCAUUCCAUUCUCUCUUGCGAUCCAAACACAAUAAAGCUAUGGCGACCAACAUUGUUUCCUUUCACCUUCUGGUUUUUUGCUUGGUGGUUUUCCAAUGCUAUGGUGCAAACCAGGGAGCCACCACCUUCAUUAAGACCUCAUGCAGAGCCACGCGGUACCCGCCCUUAUGCGCCCAGACCCUCUCUUCUUACGCCAACUCAAUCCAACAAAACCCGCACCAGCUCGCCCAAACCGCUCUCUCCGUCAGCCUAGCCAGGGCGGGAUCCGCCGCAAAGUUCAUCCUCGGCCUCACAAAAACUGCCGGGCUGAAGCCCAGGGAGUCGCAGGCUCUCAAGGACUGCGCGGCUAACAUGGCCGUCACCGUGGCUCAGCUCAAGCGCUCCAUCAAGGAGCUGAGCCAGACGGACAAUGUGCCCAAGCGUAGCUUUUCGUGGCGAGUCGGGAACGUGCAGACAUGGGUGAGCACUGCUAUAACUAAUGGGAACAAUUGCCUUGAUGGGUUUUCUGGAUCCGCCAUGGGUGGGAGCGUGAAGGGUGCCGUUAGUCCCAAAGUGCUUAUUGUGGUACAAGUCACCAGCAAUGCUCUCGCUUUGGUUAACAACUUUGCUGCUAGGCAUAAGGCUGGUGCAUCCACCAAUGUUCCUUGAAUGAAUGGGUGACCACAAGUUCGAUCUUGGUUA